AUGACAUGGUGCAAUAGCUUCAACGACGUGCGCGCCGUGGAGAACAACCUGGCCUCCGCCGCGGCCGUCGCGGCGGCGGCCGCCAAGAAGCAGCAGCACCACCAGCAGCAGGCCUCCUCCCACGUCAGCCUCGUUAGGACGUGCCCCGCCUGCGGCCACCACGCGCAGUAUGAACAGUUGCAGGCGGCGUCGACGAUACAGGAUCUGCCUGGGCUGCCGGCCGGCGUCAAGUUCGACCCCACGGACCAGGAGCUGCUGGAGCACCUGGAGGGGAAGGCCAGGCCGGACACGCGCAAGCUCCACCCGCUCAUCGACGAGUUCAUACCGGCGAUUGAGGGAGAGAACGGCAUUUGCUACACCCAUCCGGAGAGGCUUCCAGGAGUUGGCAAGGACGGCCUGAUCCGCCACUUCUUCCACCGUCCAUCAAAGGCGUAUACGACGGGGACUAGGAAGCGGCGCAAGGUGCACACCGACGAGCAGGGCGGCGAGACGAGAUGGCACAAAACGGGCAAGACCCGCCCCGUAUUCACUGACGGCAAGCUCAAGGGGUACAAAAAGAUCCUUGUCCUCUAUACCAACUACGGCAAGCAGCGCAAGCCAGAGAAGACCAACUGGGUGAUGCAUCAAUACCACCUAGGCUCCGAUGAGGAGGAGAAGGAUGGCGAGCUCGUCGUCUCCAAGGUGUUCUAUCAGACGCAGCCACGGCAGUGCGGCGGCUCGACGGCUGCCGCUGUCAGGGACGCCGCCAUCACAGCGGGCAAUAUCAUCAAGGGUGGCGGUGCAGGUGCAACUAGUGAUCAUCACCGUCAUCACCACGAGGAUGGCCACAACAACAAUAUGCUGAAGGAAGCUGCAGGAAUGGUAGAUUUCUACAGCCCAACUGCUGCAGCACUAAUCGGGUACAGCAGCCAGGCGGCUCCUCCUAACAACAGGGCGGCGGCCGCGGCUGCUGCUGCUUCUGCUCAUUUGAUGCCUAACUUCGAGGUUAGAGGCCAGGAGACACGUACUGAGAGGAUGGCAGGCAGAUAA
Messenger RNA from Triticum turgidum subsp. durum (durum wheat), 1029 nucleotides. NCBI's taxonomy places the organism in Eukaryota, Viridiplantae, Streptophyta, Magnoliopsida, Poales, Poaceae. The record is from the annotation of a GenBank genome assembly.